Messenger RNA from Salvia hispanica, 1052 nucleotides. RefSeq names its product tetraspanin-3-like. Gene Ontology annotation, biological process: auxin-activated signaling pathway. Gene Ontology annotation, cellular component: membrane. The record is from RefSeq and is a predicted model, not a curated record. NCBI's taxonomy places the organism in Eukaryota, Viridiplantae, Streptophyta, Magnoliopsida, Lamiales, Lamiaceae.
GCCCUUCCUUUCAUAAACUAAGCUUGCAAAGGAAAAAAAAAAGAAAAAAAGAAGAUACAUGGCAAAGAGCAACAACCUAAUCGGAUUCCUCAACUUCCUAAGCUUCCUCCUUUCCCUUCCAAUCAUAGGCGGCGGCAUAUGGCUGAGCAGCCGCGCAAGCAGCACCGACUGCAUGAAGUUCCUCCAGUGGCCGCUGAUCCUAAUCGGCAUCGCCGUCAUGGUGGUGUCGCUGGCGGGCAUCGCGGGCGCCUGCUACCGCAACACCUUCCUCAUGUACGUCUACCUGUGGGCCAUGUUUUUCGUCAUCGCGGCCCUCGUCUUCUUCGUCAUCUUCGCCUACUCCUCCACGGAGAGGGGCUCCGGGCGCCCCGUGAUGAACCGGGUGUACCUCGACUACUCCCUCCAGGACUACUCCGGUUGGCUCGCUGACCGGGUUUCCUCUCCCGUUUACUGGGCCAAGAUCAGCGACUGCAUUCGGGCCUCGCACGUGUGCCGCAACCUGCAUAGAUACGUCGGAGGUUUUCCUGAGUCGCCCGAGCUCUUCUACCUCAGGAAACUCACCCCCAUUGAGUCGGGAUGCUGCAAGCCACCAACGUCGUGUGGGUACACAUACAUGAAUGAGACAUUCUGGAUCUCGGGCGGAGGGCUGACUGGAACGGACCCUGACUGUGCACAGUGGAGCAACGAGCAGCAUCAGCUAUGCUACAGCUGCGGCUCAUGCAAGGCCGGCGUAUUAGCCAGCCUCAAGAAGAGCUGGAGAAGAGUCUCAGUCAUCAACGUUAUCAUCCUCAUCGUCUUAGUUUUAGUGUAUGUCGUUGCCUUAGCCGCUGUCAGACACAACAAACAGCUCGAUGAUCCCCAUGGUGAGACCCGUAUGCAGAAAGCUCGCCCUAGCCGGCUUUUCUGACCCGAACGAAGAAAGAAAGCAAUUUCAUAAACUUGUGGAUACUUAUUAGGGAAUUUGCGUGGAAUAGAAGAUUGCAUCAUUUUAGAGAUCAUGAUUUGAAGUAACCAUUUGAUCAUUGGAAUAAUAUAUGUAACUCUUGUUUAAA